UUAUUUUCUCUUGUUUCUGAGAUUCAAGUCACAAUCCUCAAUAUUAUAUAUGUCCAUUUGCAAUUUAUUUUAUACAGGAGUAAACAAUCCCAAUAUAUUACCACUUAACUGAUUUCCAGCUAGGUUAGGUAGAUGUCCCAAGAUGCUUGGCUUACUUUACAUAUCCAUUUUUAAACACAUUCUUAUUAUUGGACGUAUAAACUAGUAGUAGUUUUUCAUUAUUGUGAAUUACAUAGUAACAAAGGAAGUAGACUUGGCAUCAAUUCCCACCUCAGCCACAUAUUAGAUAUGUGACCUUGAACAAACUGCCCAUCUUCUUUAAGACUCAGUUUUCUCAUCUGUAUUUUAGAGACAAUAAAAGUACCCAUGCCAUAGUAUUUUUAAGAGGAUUAUUAAGUGAGACACAGCAUGUAAAGUGUAUAGUUUUGGGAACAUAGAAAGUGUUCAAUAAAUAUAAGCUUUUAUGAUCAUUACAGUACUCAGUGAACAUUCUGAAAUACAUGAUUUCUUUUUUUCCUCCUCUGGUACAAUUAGGUCCUUUCUGAGAUGGCAUCUGUGAUUUAGCUAUUCAGAACUUAAUGAAGUUGGUGACUCUGUGACAAUGUGGAGAAAUCAUGUCAACAAAUGUGGUUUGUACUGGGGCUGUCAAUGCUGUAAAGGAAGUUUGGGAAAAAAGAAUAAAGACACUCAAUGAAGACCUGCAGCGAGAGAAGGAAUUCCAACGGAAGCUUGUGAGGCUCUGGGAAGAACGAGUAAGCUUAACCAAGCUAAAAGAAAAGGUCACCAGGGAAGACGGAAGAGUCAUUUUGAAGAUAGAAAAAGAGGAAUGGAAGACCCUUCCUUCUUCUCUGCUGAAACUGAAUCAGCUACAGGGAUGGCAACUGCAUAGAAUUGGUUUGUUGAAAAUUCCUGAAUUCAUUGGAAGAUUCCAGAACCUCAUUAUAUUAGAUUUAUCUCGGAACACAAUUUCAGAGAUACCUAGAGGAAUAGGACUGCUUACUAGACUUCAGGAACUGAUUCUUAGUUACAACAAAAUCAAGACAGUCCCCAAGGAACUAAGUAACUGUGUCAGCUUGGAGAAACUAGAGCUUGCUGUUAACAGAGAUAUAAGUGAUCUUCCACAAGAGCUCGGCAGUUUGAUAAAGCUUACUCACCUUGAUUUGAGUAUGAACCACUUCACCACAAUCCCUUCUGCUGUGUUGAACAUGCCUGCCCUUGAGUGGCUUGACUUGGGAAGCAACAGACUAGAACAACUUCCUGAUACCAUAGAAAGAAUGCAAAAUCUACAUACAUUAUGGCUGCAACGAAAUGAAAUAACAUGCUUGCCAGAAACUAUCAGCAAUAUGAAAAAUCUGGGUACUCUUGUUCUCUCUAACAAUAAACUGCAAGAUAUUCCACUGUGCAUGGAAGAGAUGACCAAUCUGAGGUUUGUCAACUUCAGAGACAACCCACUGAAAUUGGAAGUAACACUUUCUCCCAGUGAAGGCAUAGAGGAAGAGGAAGAGGAAUUAUUUGGUCUUCAGUUCAUGCACACAUACAUACAGGAGUCACGGAGUAGAGCAGAUAAUCAAGUCAACUGUUCCACUACUUCGCCAAUCUCUAUAAACACUGAUGGAUAA
Messenger RNA from Pteropus alecto (black flying fox), 1619 nucleotides. It is a transcript of the gene LRRC39, whose product is annotated as leucine rich repeat containing 39. Gene Ontology annotation, molecular function: protein binding. The transcript is spliced from 8 exons. Lineage: Eukaryota; Metazoa; Chordata; Mammalia; Chiroptera; Pteropodidae. The coding region runs from base 615 to 1619 and encodes 334 amino acids. The record is from RefSeq and is a predicted model, not a curated record.